CCCACUACAUCCCCCUACCGAGGAGCCCCUGCCUGCUCUGUUUUCCUUGACGUGUGUCCCAGGUCACCUUGUCUGUCCCCCGGCUGCCCACCCUGGCCAUGGAUGAAUACUUCCAUUGUGCCUUUGGGGACUAUGACAGCUUGGCUCACGUGGAAGGGCCCCACGUAGCGUGCGUCACCCCUCCCGAAGACCAGCUGCCGCUGAACCCUCCGGGCACAGACCACGUCACCUUGCCCCUGGCUCUGAUGUUUGAGGAUGUGGCCGUGGCUACCACCAACUUCUCCUUCUAUGACUGCAGUGCCGUCCAGGCCUUAGAGGCGGCAGCCCCGUGCCGUGCUUGUGUGGGCAGCCUCUGGCGCUGCCACUGGUGCUCCCAGAGCAGCCGCUGUGUGUAUGGGGAGCACUGCCCUGAGGGCGAGGACACCAUCUACAGUGUCCAGGAGGUGGAUGUCCAGGUGCGUGGCCCAGGGGCUUGUCCCCGGGUGGAGGGCCUCGCGGGUCCCCUCCUAGUGCCUGUGGGCUGGGAGAGCCGUUUGGCCCUGCGUGUGCGGAACCUUCAGCAUUUCGGAAGCCUGCCUGCCUCCUACCACUGCUGGCUGGAGCUGCCCGGGGAACUUCGAAGGCUGCCGGCCUCUCUGGAGGAGAUGGCGGGGGACGUGGGCCUCAUCCACUGCCAGGCCCAGCAGUUCCGCCCCUCCAUGGCACAGCGGGAGCUCCCGGUGCCCAUCUAUGUCACCCGGGGCGAGGGCCAACGGCUGGACAACGCCCACACUCUCCAUGUGACCCUGUAUGACUGCGCCAUGGACCACCCUGACUGCAGCCGCUGCCAGGCGGCCAGUGGGAGUCUGGGCUGCGUGUGGUGCAGCCACGGCCAGCCUGCCUGUCGCUAUGGUCCUCUGUGCCCCCCUGGGGCCGUGGAGCUGCUGUGUCCCACUCCCAGCAUUGACACAGUCGAGCCCCUAACCGGGCCCCCCGAGGGCGGCUUGGCCCUCACCAUCCAGGGCUCCAACCUGGGCCGGGACUUUACUGAGGUACAAGAUGCCGUGAAGGUGGCUGGCCGCCCCUGCAGCCCGGAGCCCUCUCUCUACCGCACCUCUGCCCGGAUUGUGUGUGUGACGGCUCCCGCCCCUAGUGGCACCACAGGGCCCAUCCAAGUGGCCAUUAAGAACCGGCCACCAGGCAUCUCAACCCAGCAUUUCACCUACCAGGACCCCAUCCUCCUGAGCCUGAGUCCCCAGUGGGGCCCCCAGGCGGGGGGUACCCAGCUCACUAUCCACGGGCAGCACCUUCAGACAGGGGGCGACAUCAGUGCCUUCGUGGGUGAACAGCCCUGUCCCAUCCAGGAGCCGGUGUGUCCUGAGGCCAUCGUGUGCCACACCACGUCCCAGGCUAGCCCAGGAGAAGCUGUGGUUCGCGUGGUCUUCGGCCACGCCCAGCGCACGCUGCUCGCCAGCCCCUUCCAGUACACGGCCAACCCCCAGCUUGUGGGUGCCGAGCCGAGCGUCAGCUUCCGGGGGGGCGGGCGGCUGAUCCGCGUCAGGGGCACCGGCCUGGACGUGGUGCAGCAGCCCCUGCUGUCCGUGUGGCUGGAGGCAACAGCAGAGGUGCAGGCGCGGGGAGCCCGGCCCCCAGAUCCCAGCCCGAGGAGGAGCUGCGGGGUCCCUGCCACGGCCCCCCAGGCUUGUAUCCCGCUUGAGGGGGGCUUGCUGCAGUGCUCCACGGUCUGUUCCGUCAACUCGUCCAGCCUCCUGGUGUGCCACAGCCCCGCCGUGCCAGACGGGGCGCACCUGCGGCGGGUCUUCUUCGCCCUGGACAAUGUGCACAUAGACUUCGCCAGCGCCAGCGGGGGCCAGGACUUCCUGUACCAGCCCAACCCCCGCCUAGCCCCCCUCAGCCGCGAGGAGCCCGCCCGCCCCUAUCGUGUCAAGCCAGGCAACGUCCUGGAUGUGGAGGGCCAGGGCCUCAACCUGGGCAUCAGCAAGGAGGAAGUGCGCGUGCACAUUGGUGACGGCGAGUGCCUGGUGAAGACACUCACACUCACCCACCUGUACUGUGAGCCGCCGCCCCGGGCCCCGCAGCCCGCCAACGGCUCGGGGACCCUGCCGCAGUUCGUGGUUCAGAUGGGCAACGUGCGCCUGGCCCUGGGCCCUGUCCAGUAUGAGACCGAGCCCGCCCUGUCUGCCUUCCCUAUAGAGGCCCAGGUGGGCCUGGGCAUGGGCGCUGCCCUGCUCAUCGCCGCCAUCCUGCUGCUCAGCCUCAUGUACAGGCACAAGAGCAAGCAGGCCCUGCGGGACUAUCAGAAGGUUCUGGUGCAGCUGGAGAACCUAGAGAUUGGUGUGGGCGACCAGUGCCGCAAGGAGUUCACAGACCUGAUGACCGAGAUGACCGACCUCAGCAGCGACCUGGAGGCCAGUGGGAUCCCCUUCCUGGACUACCACACCUAUGCCGAGCGCGUCUUCUUCCCAGGGCAUGGCAGCUGCCCACUGCAGCCUGCCCUCGAGGGGCCUGGGGAAGACGCCCGCCGUGUCCCUGUGCGCCAGGGCCUCACGCAGCUCUCCAACCUGCUCAACAGCAAGCUCUUCCUCCUCACACUCAUCCGCACCCUGGAGGGGCAGCCUGGCUUCUCCCAGCGGGACCGCUGCCAUGUGGCCUCCUUGCUGUCCCUGGCGCUGCACGGGAAGCUGGAGUACCUGACCGACAUCCUGCGGACACUGCUCAGUGACCUGGCCGCCCACUACGUGCAUAGGAACCCCAAGCUCAUGCUGCGCAGGACGGAGACCAUGGUGGAAAAGCUGCUGACCAACUGGCUGUCCAUCUGCCUCUACGCCUUCCUGAAGGAGGUGGCCGGAGAGCCGCUGUACCUGCUCCUGCGGGCCAUACAGUACCAGGUGGACAAGGGCCCCGUGGACGCCGUGACGGGCAAGGCCAAACGGACCCUGAACGACAGCCGCCUGCUUCGGGAGGACGUGGACUUCCGGCCCCUGACGCUGAUGGUGUUGGUGGGCCCCGGGCCCAGCGGGGCAGCAGGGAGCAGUGCCACGCAGCGUGUGCCCGCGCGGGUGCUCGACACAGACACCAUCACCCAGGUCAAAGAGAAGGUGCUGGACCAAGUCUACAAGGGCACCCCCUUCUCCCAGAGGCCCUCAGUGCACGUCCUAGAUCUCGAGUGGCGCUCGGGCCUUGCUGGCCACCUAACCCUGUCCGAUGAGGACCUGACCUCGGUGACCCAGAACCGCUGGAAGAGACUUAACACCCUGCAGCACUACAAGGUCCCGGACGGAGCCACCGUGGGGCUCAUCCCCCAGCUGCACAAUGGACGUGCUAUCUCCCAGAGCCCGGCCCAGAGCUGCCCCUUGGGGGAGAACGUUCCCAUGCUAGAGGACGGUGAGGAGGGUGGGGUCCGCCUCUGGCACCUGGUGAAAGCCACCGAGGAGCCAGAAGGAGCUAAGGCGCGGCGAGGCAGCCUGCGGGAGCGGGACCGGGAGCGGGCGCGGGCCAAGGCGAUCCCAGAGAUCUACCUCACCCGCCUGCUGUCCAUGAAGGGCACGCUGCAGAAGUUCGUGGAUGACACCUUCCAGGCCAUCCUCAGCGUGAACAGGCCCGUGCCCAUCGCUGUGAAGUAUCUGUUCGACCUCCUGGACGAGCUGGCGGGCAAGCACGGCAUCGAGGACCCGGAGACCCUGCACAUCUGGAAGACCAACAGCCUGCUGCUGCGGUUCUGGGUGAACGCCCUGAAGAAGCCACAGCUCAUCUUUGACGUGCGGGUGUCGGACAACGUGGACGCAGUCCUCGCCGUCAUCGCCCAGACCUUCAUCGACUCGUGCACCGUCUCCGAGCAUAAAGUGGGCAGGGAUUCCCCAGUGAACAAACUGCUCUAUGCCCGCGAGAUCCCUCGCUACAAGCAGAUGGUGGAGAGAUACUACAACGACAUUCGCCAGAGCUCGGCUGCGAGCUAUCAGGAGAUGAACUCGGCGCUGGCUGAGCUCUCCGGGAACUACGCCUCUGCUCCCCACUGCCUGGAGGCUCUGCAGGAACUGUACAAGCACAUCCACAGGUAUUAUGACCAGAUCAUCAGUGCCCUGGAGGAGGACCCCGUGGCUCAGAAGAUGCAGCUGGCCUGCCGCCUGCAGCAGGUCGCCGCCCUGGUGGAGAACAAGGUGACUGACCUGUGAACACCGAACCCCACGGACACUUGAGGCCCAGCAGCCCCGGCAGGAGCAAGCAGGAGCCCCCACCGCAGUGCCUGAGGACCCCCAGUCGGAGCCGGCAGCUGAGGAGGGGCCGGUGGAGAACGGCUGGGGUGCUGCCCGCCAGGGCUCUCCCUGAGGCCUCCCCCCUCCACCUGCUCCUCACCCCGCAUUCCCCCGCCCGGGCUAUCUUCUAAUUUAUAGUAAUCCUCACCUCUUCCCCCCACCUCCCCACUGUAUUUAUUUGCUUGCUAGAGAAUCACAUCUGGAAAUAAAAUAGAAAGACAUCUUUUUAGAAAAA
Neogale vison (American mink) is the source of this 4488-nucleotide messenger RNA. It is a transcript of the gene PLXNB3, whose product is annotated as plexin B3. Gene Ontology annotation, biological process: regulation of GTPase activity; regulation of cell shape; semaphorin-plexin signaling pathway involved in axon guidance. Lineage: Eukaryota; Metazoa; Chordata; Mammalia; Carnivora; Mustelidae. Bases 99 to 4172 code for a protein of 1357 amino acids. The record is from RefSeq and is a predicted model, not a curated record. Gene Ontology annotation, molecular function: semaphorin receptor activity. The transcript has 29 exons. Gene Ontology annotation, cellular component: semaphorin receptor complex.